AUGACACCAGUCAAAGUCACUGAGUGCCGGUUCGAAAAGCGUUUCACUCACAAUUCAGCGUCAAAAAUUUUCAACUGCGAAGUGCAAGGUAUGUCGCCAGACUUGGUCAUGCUCCUGGCGCCUACGCGUGACACAAGCAGAGACGAUGAAUCUGUGCGCAUUCAGGAGCUAUCACUGGCUAGUGAAGGUGAAAAAGGCACAUUGUGCUCGCCUGGGCACAAGCAACAUUCAGUCUAUGGAACUGUGCAUUCCGACCAGACGACAGUGCACGCAGAACUUCCGAUCGACAAGAAGCGUAAGCAUCGAUCAGUCACCGAGACUAUGCUUCUUGGUCUAAAUGCAACAUGUGAAGAAUUUGUUCUGGAUGAAAGACGUGGCAAUAAGCGCGCACUACGGACGAUAAUGCCAGGAGGUCAAGUUGAAGGCGAAGUUGUGAUGGAAGGAAUGUUACUUGUGGUCGAGCAGAAAAGACUGGGGCAGGAAACAUCGGUAUCUAUCACGCUUGGAGCGAUGUAUUGCCUUCUGACAAGGAAGCUUGGUGGGCUAUUGCUUGAAAUUCUAUCGAAGGACAACAACCAGACUAUCGAAUUAAACAUUGAUGCAAUGGAUUUAGUGCUUCAGCCUUGCCUAAACGACUGCAAGUUCCAACUGCGAUAUCAUCCGAGUGUAUCUGGCAAGGAUGUAAAAGUGAUGUCCUACACUUUUAUGGCCCCAACUAAGGGCGAAUACGUCAAAUGGGUGAAUCGAAUUCAUCGAUUUCAAGCAUCUUCGAGCAAUAAUCGAAAUAAUUUGGUCGAUACGAGCAAUAACUCGACCCUGUUUGAUUCUAAAAGGAUACAUCGACUCGCUCAAGGUCAGCAAACGCAACUCAAAGAGCAAGACAUGCACCAGCACAUUCAUUCAUCUCUUGGCGAAUUUAUGCUUGCCAUGCCCCCAAAAACCAAGCACAUGAUUCUCGUACGUCAUGGCCACUACAUAAAUGCUUAUAAACCGCACGUGUCUGACUCAGAGCAAGUACUAUCGCAAUUGGGGAGGCGACAGGCUGAGUUCACUGGAAAAUGCUUACGUAUGGCACACAAUCGCAUUCCGAAGCGACACAAUAUGAUUGUCCUCUACCACAGUGAUCUGACUCGUGCUGUAGAAGCAGGCGCUAUCAUUGCUAGUCAUUUGAGCGACGUGAUGGUUUAUUCCAGCUCGAUGUUGCGCGAAGGGUGGCCAGGAAAACCAUAUUUUUCCUUGACACCCACAUCUAGCAGCACUAUUGACGACGAGCGAAAUAAAUUGGACACUGCGCGAAUGCAAGAAGCAUUCGACACAUUUUUCUUGAGUCCAGUUGAAGCUCAAGAUGAGGAUGACGAUGAGUCGUACUGCAUUCUUGUGUGUCAUGCCAACCUCAUUCGGUUCUUCUUGUGUCGUGCGCUGGGGAUUGAAGCUACGAACACUUGGGGUCACUUUGAAAUUAAUCACUGCAGCAUCACUCGUAUUGAUAUAAGUGCUCAUCGUCCAAUUAAAGUCAUUUCAGUCAAUGAAACUGGACAUUUGCCUCAAUCUCUCCUCACAUCCAGUGAAGAUCAUUUGUAA
Molecule: messenger RNA, 1581 nt
Organism: Plasmopara halstedii
Lineage: Eukaryota; Oomycota; Peronosporomycetes; Peronosporales; Peronosporaceae
Product: Predicted phosphoglycerate mutase
Exons: 3
Coding region: 1-1581 (526 amino acids)
Biological process (GO): positive regulation of mitochondrial fission
Cellular component (GO): mitochondrion
Source: RefSeq, a predicted model, not a curated record